Molecule: messenger RNA, 1101 nt
Organism: Diutina rugosa
Lineage: Eukaryota; Fungi; Ascomycota; Pichiomycetes; Serinales; Debaryomycetaceae
Gene: MIF2
Product: Mif2p
Exons: 1
Coding region: 1-1101 (366 amino acids)
Source: RefSeq, a predicted model, not a curated record
AUGGAGGACUUGGACGAGUUCUUCGCCCAGGCAGAGGCGCUGAUCACGCUGUCUCUGAAGAGCGGACGCCCCCGCAAACGUGUCCGUCUCCCCCAGCCGCCGCUGUCCCCCGCUGGCGAUGCCGAGUCCACCGCGCCGCCCCCGGGCCCUCAAGCGACUCCCCCGAGCCUACCCAUACAGAAACCUAUACCAAAGCCAGCGGCAGUGUCUCUGGGACAUGAGUCAACCAAGCUGAACAACUACGAUCCAGCGCAUUUCACCACCAUCGCUCGCAAAAUCAACUUCGACAACGAUAACGACCACGACGAGUACUCCAAGCUUUCCCCCAUCAUCAGCCUGGCGUCGUUGCCGAUACGUGGCGACGAAAAUAGUCCGCUACGGUCUCCCCUCCCUAUAGAAAGGAACGACGCCCCCGCCAGCAAUAUCGGCGCCAAACGACUAGGCAGCGCUGUCCACAUUGAGAACCUCAAAUUCCGUGGAAGAGCCAACCCUCCACAGGGAGGGUUGUUUGUUCGACUAGAUGACGACGACGACGAUGACGAAAUCCUCAUAUACGAGCCUCCUCCGACCCAAGCACCUCCUCCCCGCAAGCGCACUUCCUCCCAGACAGCACCAACAUUGACAAGUAAACCUAGACUGGCUAAUAAUCAGCAAGAUUCGCUCCGGUCGAUGCUGGGAAUGGGACUUGAGACGACGCUUCUCCCCGAUGCCGCACCCCCCACCCACGGUACCGGCGAGAUUAAGUUGUUGCUGGCCCCAAUAUAUAUCCCCGGCGAGCCCCAACCGAUUGCAUAUUGUGCUCUGGAGGGACGCAAACGUCAGAUCAACGAUGACGUGUGUCUCCACAGUUACUGGGAACACGAUAACAAGAGUGCCUGUGGGAUGAUGAAGAUUUCGGGGAUUAAACCUCCCCGCGACCUGGGGGAAGCCUACCUGUACUUCGUCGUGCUCGACGGACGCGUCGAGGUCACCGUGGCCGACGUCACGUUUUUGGUGACCCCGGGGUGCACGUUCAAAGUGCCUCUGCACACCGUGUACGGCCUCCGCAGCUUGGAGCCAUCGCGCGUGUGGUACACCCAGGUGCGAGACGACCCCCGCUGA